AUGAAAGCUAAAAGAGGUGCGGAGCGACGGGAAACCGAGAAUAAUCCUGGCCAAGACCAAGAUCCGCUCGAGAGACGAAGACUUCAGAAUCGAGUAUCACAAAGAAACCACCGUCGAAAAAUUCGAGAUCGUAUUGCGAAGCUCCAAGAGCGUGUCGUUGCCAAUGAACUCCGAGCGGCCGCGGUGUUAAACGGAUGGGAUCAGUUAUACUCUUCGCCGCCUGCUAUGAGUGAUAUCUGUACCUCUCACACACUGGGGGGCGCUGAGUGGUAUUCUGGUGAUGAUAUCCCGGCGUUUCUUGCUUCGAGCUCCCUAUCAUCGCCAGGCUUUGCAUGUGGAGGAUCAGAAAUAUGGCCGGUCUGGUCUGAUAUUACAUUUCAGCCGUCGCCUUCGGCAUCUGCAUCGGCAUCGAGUGACUCGAUAAGAUCUUGGAAGCCAGGCCCUCUACUAGAUGAACAAGCCCAUUGCGCGCUUGGAUCGGAAGAUGCAGCGCCUCUAAGCACAGACCAAUCCUUCGACAUGUGCAGCGGGAGCGCAGGAACACCAGAGGAACAAUUUUUCGAUCAUGCACAUUCCAAUCUAGGCGUCUCAACCUCCCACCGCCAGCCACUGGUUUACAACGUCAAUGGUGAGCUUUACUCGUUUUAUAACCCGCCCACGGCCGUUGACCAGAAAUCCAGCUCUGCCGAGGCUAAUUAA
Messenger RNA from Penicillium oxalicum, 699 nucleotides. RefSeq names its product transcription factor xanC (gene xanC). NCBI's taxonomy places the organism in Eukaryota, Fungi, Ascomycota, Eurotiomycetes, Eurotiales, Aspergillaceae. Gene Ontology annotation, molecular function: DNA-binding transcription factor activity. Gene Ontology annotation, biological process: regulation of DNA-templated transcription. The record is from RefSeq and is a predicted model, not a curated record. Bases 1 to 699 code for a protein of 232 amino acids. The transcript has 2 exons.